UCCUGAGCAAGCAAAUUAACAAGAACAAAAAAUAAAAAAUCACUUCACUUGUGUUAGAGAGAAUCACCAUGAGUCAGGAGCAGCCACGGAGGCCCGAGCAAGAACCGAUAAAAUACGGCGACGUGUUUAACGUGUCUGGUGAGUUAUCAUCACAACCAAUUGCACCAAGAGAUGCUGCAACUAUGCAAUCAGCGGAAAACAAAACAUUGGGACAGACACGAAAAGAUGGUGCUGCUUCUCUCAUGACUUCUGCGGCGCAUAAAAACGAGGAUGCUGGUUUCAUCGGUCAUAACACUGCUACAUACAUCGCUAGAAACGAAGGCGUUGCUGUUUCCGAAACUUAUGAUUCGGGCAAACGUGUCAUUACUGAGACCCUUGGUGGACAGGUCCUGGGGAAGUUUGUGGAAGAUGCAAAUGAUUUUGGACCAAUAGUGGAAAAUGAAGGUGAUCCAAAUCCUCUCUCAGCUCAAGCUCCUAAAGUUGGAGUAACAAUGGACAGAGAUUUCAUAAGUAACCAAGGUGGUGGUGUUAUGAAUCCUCGGUUGUCUGGGAACCAAAAUGAGAAUAAGAAUGCGUGGUCUAAUGAUUCAAUGUGCAGGACAAGGGUGUAUGGAAUGAAAAUCCUGAAGUUAUAAGUAGUGUACCUGGUGGCAUGGGAGCAUCCAUGGCGACGGCGGAUCGAUUUAAGAAAAACAAGUGAUGUAUACUUGAGUUCAAAAUCAGAUGUUUUUGUUUUGUUUUAUAGUAGUGUGUGUUUUACCUUUUAGUUUUGGUAAAAUGUUUUACUUUUUUAUCAAGACUUUAUCUGGUUGUGUAUUAAUAGUAGUAGUCUUUUGUUAUGUAAUUGUACAUUAUCCAAAAGUUUACUGUGCAACAUGUUAGUGUUUUUUUGUGUGACCAAAA
Molecule: messenger RNA, 903 nt
Organism: Vicia villosa (hairy vetch)
Lineage: Eukaryota; Viridiplantae; Streptophyta; Magnoliopsida; Fabales; Fabaceae
Product: late embryogenesis abundant protein D-34-like
Exons: 3
Coding region: 69-635 (188 amino acids)
Source: RefSeq, a predicted model, not a curated record